Ctenocephalides felis (cat flea) is the source of this 3158-nucleotide messenger RNA. RefSeq names its product exostosin-3-like. Gene Ontology annotation, molecular function: acyltransferase activity, transferring groups other than amino-acyl groups; glycosyltransferase activity. Bases 1 to 3039 code for a protein of 1012 amino acids. The transcript is spliced from 13 exons. Gene Ontology annotation, cellular component: membrane. The record is from RefSeq and is a predicted model, not a curated record. Lineage: Eukaryota; Metazoa; Arthropoda; Insecta; Siphonaptera; Pulicidae.
AUGGAAAAAUUUAGAAUUAGAUUGGCCAGACCAGAAGAUAUGGACAGUGUCCGAGAUAUGAUACAGGAAUUGGCAGAUUUUGAAGAAAUGCCCGAUGGACCCAAAAUUAGUGCUGAAGAUCCUAACAAAAAUCUACCAAUUUGUUAUGCUUUAACAUUUAUAUCUUACUCAACUUGGGAAGGAAAAUCACUAUUUUUGGAAGAUUUAUAUGUUAAACCAGAAUAUCGAAACAAAGGCGUAGCUACGGAUAUGAUCAAAUUUUUGGCUAAGAAAAGAAGGCUGGAUGUUCUGUCGUCUAACCAAAGGAGCAAUGGAAAAGUUGACUCAAAAAAUGCUACUGGAAUUAGUAGAUUUAGCAAAAUUGAAGUCGAUGAAUUUGAUCUUUAUAACACAUUUAAGCCAUCUGACCUGAAACAGAGGAUUGAUGAAAUGUUACGAAUAAAGGGUACUGUAUCUUCAGAAUUACGAGUACUGGAAUCAAGAAAACAACAAUUACAAAUGGAUGUAGUAGAAUAUGGAAAUAAAAUUAAGAUUUUAAAGCAGGAGUUACAAAGGCAGCAGGCAGAGAUGGAAAGACUGAAAAUAUCACUUGAACAAGCUCAGGUGGCGCAACAAGAAGCAGCUUUAAGAAACACUCCACAAUUAAAAUUACCAAAGCCAUUAUUACCAUGGUAUAUACCUGAACCAAUGUCACCACCAAAUAGUCACUCUAUGCCCUGCAAAAUGUUUACAUGUUUUGACCAUUCUCGCUGUUCACUGACGUCCGGUUUACCAGUAUAUCUUUAUGAUCCGGAUACAUACACAGUUGUCUCAAAAGACUAUGACGUUGAUGGAUUUUUGAAAACUACAAUAAAACAAACUUUAGGCUACAAUGCUCAUUUAACUCAAGAACCUAAAGAAGCAUGUUUAUAUUUAGUGUUAGUUGGUGAAGCUUUUAAAAAUCCUUCAGAAUAUGAAAAUAAUUCAAAUAAUCGUACAUAUAAAGAAACAUCAUUAGAUAUUAAUUUGCUAUAUAAAUUACCUUACUGGGGAGCUGAUGGGCGCAAUCAUGUUUUAUUAAAUUUUGCCAGGAGAGAUUUAAGCAUUGGAUCGGGAAAUGUUUUUAAAAAUUUUAACACAGGCCGGGCCAUAAUAGUUCAGUCUACAUUUACUGUGUUGAAAUUCAGACCGAACUUUGAUUUGGUCAUUGCACCACUUCUUGGACCACCAGGAGGUGAUGUUUGGCAAGAAUGUACUCCAAUUGUGCCAGCAAGGAGAAAAUAUUUAUUGAGUUUUCAAGGAGAACUAAAGCCAGUAAAGGCUGAUACACAAACACAUAAUAUUGAAAAUAGAGAUGAUGAAUCACUACUUUCUGAUGAAAAUUUAGGACUUGUUGAUAGUUCAUCCAUAGAUAGUUUCAUUUUAAAACAAUUACAUCAUAUAACUACUGGAACUACAUCAGAUAAAUUUUUGUUUGAAUUUGAAUGCAUUCCUGCAACAGAGCAAAAAACUGUGGUACCAAUUAAAGAUUGGUCAUUAUGUGGCACAGAUUCUUCCAGAAGAAAUAUAUUAAAAGAUUCAACAUUUGUAUUAAUUUUUGCACCUGGAAAUAUAGAAUAUAUUUCAACAACAUUACUGCAAGCUAGGUUGUAUGAAGCUCUUCGUUCCGGUGCUAUACCUGUGAUACUAGGCGGGGAUCAAAUAACUCUGCCAUUUGCUGAAUUUGUUGACUGGAAAAAAUGUGUACUUUUAGUACCUAAAGUACGGGUUACCGAGUUGCAUUUUCUUCUAAGAGCAAUUCCUGAUGGUGAUUUGCUCUCAAUGAGACGACAGGGACGAAUGGUUUGGGAGAGAUAUUUAAGUUCAGUUCAAGUAACUGUAGACACUAUAAUAGCUGUUAUAAGAAAUAGAUUAGGAAUUCCAGCCAAGCCCAUUUCGAGUGUACCCAGUGUUAGUGUUUUUAAUUCUAGUUUUACUCCUAUAAAAAUAGCACCAGUGGAAUCUGAUCCUGAAAAUAAGGAAUCUUUAGGACCAAUUGAGCCUCCACAUCCUAGUCCUAGUUAUACGAGAAAUUAUACAGUUAUGUUAACACAGGAAUAUGAAAUGUGGAAUGUUUGGGGCGAUCCAUUCAAUUUAUAUCCACAAAUUCCAUUCGAUCCUGUUUUGCCAUCAGAUGCAAAAUUUAUAGGAUCCAAUUUAGGCUAUCGGCCAAUUGGGAAAGGAGCUGGAGGUGCAGGAAAAGAAUUUUGUGAAUCGCUCGGAGGAAAUCAUCCUCGCGAGCAGUUUACCAUAGUAAUCCUCACUUAUGAAAGAGAACAGAUAUUAAUCAGUUCUCUUAAUAGACUGGAUGGUUUGCCUUAUUUGAAUAAAGUAAUUGUGGUAUGGAACAGUCCAAAGCCUCCACAGGAAGAACUAAGAUGGCCAGAUAUAGGAGUUCCUAUACAUUUUGCAAAAACCACCAAGAACUCCUUGAACAAUCGUUUUCUGCCAUUCGAAGAAAUUGAGACAGAAGCCGUUUUGUCUGUUGAUGAUGAUACUGCAAUCAGACAAGAUGAAAUAAUUUUCGGUUUCCGUGUUUGGAGAGAACACAGAGAUAAAGUUGUUGGUUUUCCUGGAAGAUUUCAUGCAUGGGACUUAAACAAUAAUAACGGUUGGCUAUAUAAUACAAACUAUAGUUGUGAACUGAGCAUGGUUUUAACAGGUGCUGCUUUUGUUCAUAAAUAUUAUUUAUUCAUGUAUUGGAACUGGAUGCCACAAGCAAUUCGAGAUAUGGUGGAUGAAUAUAUGAAUUGUGAAGACAUUGCAAUGAAUUUUCUCGUAUCACAUAUUACUCGAGCACCUCCUGUUAAGGUGACUUCAAGAUGGACAUUCCGUUGCCCUGGAUGUUUAGAUUCAUUGUCUGAUAGUUCUUUGCAUUUUCAAGAAAGACAUAAAUGCAUAAAUUUUUUCACUAAGGUUUUUGGAUAUAUGCCGUUGCUAAAUACGCAAUAUCGUGCAGAUUCUAUUCUAUUUAAGACAAGAAUACCACAUGACAAACAAAAAUGUUUCAAAUUUAUUUAAUUUUUUAUAGCAAUAUUUUGAGGACUGAAGCUAUGUGAGUAUAUACUGCGAAAUGAAUGAAGAAUGGACGAGAUAUUUUAGACUAAUUUUAUCUAUAAAACAAUUUUUAUGAUAAAACU